Molecule: messenger RNA, 2599 nt
Organism: Pseudophryne corroboree (corroboree frog)
Lineage: Eukaryota; Metazoa; Chordata; Amphibia; Anura; Myobatrachidae
Product: rho guanine nucleotide exchange factor 19-like
Exons: 14
Coding region: 224-2020 (598 amino acids)
Biological process (GO): activation of GTPase activity
Cellular component (GO): cytoplasm; nucleus
Molecular function (GO): guanyl-nucleotide exchange factor activity
Source: RefSeq, a predicted model, not a curated record
GGCCAGGGCAGCUGUAAAGGGCAUUUACAAAGAAAAAGGGUUCAAUAUUAAUUUGUAAUAUUGCAUAGGCCUGGAAGGUGUUUAAUCUGCAGCACAGUAACCCCCCUGCAAACAGCAAUCUCGUACACACACACAUGGCCAAUUGUUACUUCCCAAUAACCGCUUAAACCUUACCCACUGAGUCCUCUGAGAUACAGCACUCCGCUAUUUUACAGAGGAGGGAAUGGAGAUGUUCUGCAGAAAAUGCAUUUACUCCCAAUCUCCUCCGGCGGCGGAUGUGACUGUGAAGAGGUGUGCCUCCUGCCCUGAGACGUACCGGCCAGUGGUGACUCUGCAUGGACGCAGGGAAGAGCGGCGGCUGCUGGACGGCCUACUGCGGCACAAGAAGGUCGGUAAACAUGUUUCUAGUGGAAAAUGGAAGUCUCAUGAUGACAUCACUUUCCGGCCUAUGACAUCACAGCACCUGGGAGACCUGGACCACAUGGAAGGGUCUGACCUUGCUGGUUCCAAAGUCUACAAUAACCCCCUCUACCAGCCACCUGCCAGUAAGAUGGCCCGCUUUAUCCACAACGUGGAGCCCCCCACCCAGGAGAACACAAACCAUGUCUCAGCCGAGUCUGCUCCCAACACCUCCUGCCACAGACAAACCCAGGAGAGGAAUGGAAAUGAGGCACCGUCUCACACAGUCCCAGAUGUCCAGGAACCCAGCUUUAUUGCAAGACUAAUGAAGAAGGAUUCUGGUCGAUGGAAACGGAAGAAGUCCAAGUUUGUGCACACACAGCCCCUUUAUCAAGACUACUGUGUCUAUUACACAAAUGGUGGCCCCGGCCUCUCCCCGGCUGUCUUCUCCCUGGAUGUCUCUCUCUCUUUUGCUGGCUUAUUCUCCUCCUCUUUGCUUGGGGUGCACCCCGGUGAUGUGAGCCCCCAACAUUACACAUCGUCCCUGUGGCAGGAGCUACCAGAAGUCAAGUUGAAAGGAAUUGCAGAAACAAUCAGCCCUCAGCAGAAGCAGCUCCAGGAGGCUAUAUUUGAGGUGGUGACGUCGGAGGCCUCCUACCAGCGAAGCCUGUCUGUAGUCAUCGGUCACUUCCAGAAAUCGCGCAAGCUCUCAGAAUGCCUCUUCAUCUCUGACCAGCGUACACUGUUCUCUAAUCUCCCCAGUGUCCGGGCGGUCAGUGAGAGCUUCUUGCUGGAUUUAGAAGAAGGUCUGGAGAGGGACAUAUUCCUGUCUAACAUUGGCGAGCGGGUCCUGAGACACUGUCCUGAAUUCCAUCGAGUCUACAUUCCCUACGUUACCAACCAGAUGUAUCAAGAGAGACUUAUGCAGCAGCUGGUCCGAGACAAUGGAAAGUUCCUGCAGGUUCUCAGGAAACUAGAAGAGCAGCCAGUGUGCAAGAGACAACUCCUGAAAUCUUUCCUGGUCCUCCCAUUCCAACGGAUAACUCGCCUGAAGAUCCUGCUGGAGAAUAUUCUGAGGUUGGUGCAAAGUGAGUCGGAGUUGGAAUCUUCUGUCAGAAGCGCUGUAUCUGCAGUUGGUCAGAUUGUGUCGCAGUGUAAUGAGGGGGUGAGAGGUAUGAUGCAGACUGAGGAGCUGAUCUUACUCGAGAAGCAGAUGGAUUUCCAGAACACUAAGUCUGUUCCCCUCGUCUCCCGGGGGCGUGUCCUCAUCCGGCAUGGAGAACUAGUGAGAAUAGGCUUCCAGGAUUUGGGAAUUGGUCACAGGCCGCACCUCAACAGCAAACCCAUUUACCUCCAUCUCCUCAGUGAUCUGCUGCUCCUGUCCUGCAGAGCGGACACCGGCCGUUUCUUGGUGACGGAUUACGCUGUGAGGGGACAGGUGAAAGCCGACCAUGUGAAAGCCAAGGCUCUCGGCCUUCCCAGCCUGGUCUUCCUGCUGCGCCUGAGACAGAACGACAGCGGCCUGAGCUGUGAAAUCGUCCUGCAGGCCCCCAGCGAGAGUGAGAAGGAGAAUUGGAUUUCCCAGAUAACCAAGCAGAUGUCGCAGGAGGAGGGCUGCUGAGUGUCGGUGACCCAGGGCGUGCAUUGCUUGGGGGGGUCAUUCUGAGCUAUUGAUUUUCUCGAUGCCGGGGUCAGCGACCUUUUCGACCGUGAUUUCCUCUGGACGAUUCUAGCGGCGUCCCGCAGGAUUUGGGUGAUGGGCUUCGGAGUUGGUCCUGAGUUUACUUGCCGUGAGGAAUACCUGGACACGUCUGCUGAACGCAACCGUCGCUGGCGCUGGAUUGGCUGCAUGCUUGGAAACGCAGACUCCGUGUUAUCUGUAGGACUGAGGACGGAACGUUACGCACAUUGUGGAUGAUUCCAGUGAGGAGGGGGGAUUAGGUCAUGUUUUCCAGUCUCCGGCUGGUGGCAUUCCCUGUCCUAUCUCUUCCAGACUCCUGUCAUCACGGACCGGUGUGCGGAGCAGGUUACCCCAUUCCCAGGCUCGGCUAUAAGUGGAAAGGUCACACUGUAUAGUGUACAUGGGGCGGUGGCUGAUUACACGGACUAAUGACUCCGUGUUACAUAUAUGUAAUUAUACAGACUAUGGGGGACAUUUACUGAGCCAGGCAUGUCCAAACUGUGGCCCUCCAGCUGUUGU